This is a messenger RNA of Carcharodon carcharias (great white shark), 5606 nucleotides long. Its product is annotated as TBC1 domain family member 14-like. The transcript is spliced from 15 exons. Lineage: Eukaryota; Metazoa; Chordata; Chondrichthyes; Lamniformes; Lamnidae. The coding region runs from base 125 to 2374 and encodes 749 amino acids. The record is from RefSeq and is a predicted model, not a curated record.
UCAGUAGUUUUCAGUAUGGCGGCGGCGGCGGCGACGGGAACGGCCACCACAAGGCCGGAAAGAAACUUCCGGAAAGCGGCUCGGAGCUGAGCAAUCAGCCCGCCUGAGCCGAGCUCCGAGGCUGAUGGAAGGUCGAUCCCAGGGUGGGCCGGGACCCGAGCAAAUAAGCGCCGCCCCGGGCGGAGCCCAGCCGGCCGGGUCUCGGUUUAACGGCAGCCCGAGCGAUGCCCCGGGCCCCUCUCCUUUCCGGAGGGCAGGUACAUAUAACAACCCACCUAAGAUACUGGAGGGCACAAUUUGCACGGACUUCUUGACCCCUGCUGGACAGUGUGUCGAUAAUUGUGAAGUUGUGAAUUUUCAAAACUGUGAAGUAAAGGCAAUGUGGUCCUUAUCUGUACCAAAAUACAAGCACAAUUUGCACUGCUCUAGGUAUGAAGACAGCAAUAGCCUUAAUUCUGAGGACUCGGGCAUUCCCACAUUAGAAAUUGGAAAUCCAGAGCCCAUCCAUUGUGGUGUGUUAAAUGUCAGAAUGAACAAUGCUGAUUUAUCCCAAACAACUGGAAUGGCACAAGAUAAACUUGGACAAGGUUCAGGUAGUCUCCCACCUGGCAUGUGCUCACCAGCUAUCCGUCUUGAGACUGACAAUGCGUUGCGAAAAUCUUCAACAUUUCCUCGAUCUGGUUAUGAUAAUGUGAAGCCUUACAGUCCAUCAAACAGAGUAAACAAGGCUGAUGAUAUAUCUGUAAGCAGUAUUUCAAGUCUGAGCACAGAACUGUCCACAACCCUGUCUGUUAGCAAUGAGGAUAUUCUAGAUAGUUUGGUCACCAGUAACUCGAGUGCAAUUGUAAAUCUGGAAACUGAUGAGGCACAGUUCACUGAUAUCAGUCUAAAUUCUUCGCGAGACAGCUACAAUCAAAUUAACAGUCCUUCAGAACAAGAGACCAAAUACAAAAAACUGGGCACACUUGCCAGCUUUUUUACCAGGAGUUUGUUUGCUAAGAAGCUCAAAGAGCCCGUACCAUUAGAGCAGAAUACUCAAGGAUGGAAGUUGUUUGGGAGGAUACCUGCCAAGGAAAGCCCUCUUAAAGAAUCCAAGAAGGUUCAGCAGGCCCGCAGUGAUGAACCUUCCAAGAUGAACCAAGAAUAUGAAGAAAGAUCUAGGAGAGCCCAGAAGUCCCCCUCUCCGAAUCAGAGUGUGAGGAAAAACCUUGACUUCGAGCCUCUCUCCACAACAGCACUUAUCCUUGAGGAUAGGCCAGCGAAUCUCCCUGCAAAACCUGCAGAAGAAGCUCAGAAACACAGACAACAGUACGAGGAAAUGGUGGCUCAAGCGAAAAAACGAGAACAAAAGGAUGCUCAGAAGCGAAGGAAGCUGCUGGAAGACAGGUGUAAGCUGGAAGAAACUAUUGGUAAUGCUGUGGUUACCUGGAACAAUGAAAUCCUACCGAACUGGGAGGCUAUGUGUCAUUCUCGUAAAGUUCGUGAUCUCUGGUGGCAAGGUAUUCCUCCAAGCGUAAGAGGAAAAGUGUGGAGCUUGGCAAUAGGCAAUGACUUAAACAUUACUCAUGAACUGUAUGAUAUUUGCUUAAGUCGGGCUAAAGAUAAAUGUAGAUCUCUCAGUACAGCACACUCUGAUGUUGACAGUGAAGGAUUAUCUGUAGCAGACAGGGAAGCCAGUCUGGAGCUCAUAAAGUUGGACAUUUCUCGCACCUUUCCGAACCUUUGUAUAUUUCAGCAGGGAGGUCCAUAUUAUGAUGUACUACACAGCAUUCUAGGUGCAUACACCUGUUACAGACCUGAUGUAGGAUAUGUACAGGGAAUGUCAUUCAUUGCUGCUGUGUUAAUUCUAAACCUGGAUACUGCAGAUGCCUUCAUUGCCUUUGCUAACUUAUUGAACAAACCAUGUCAAAUGGCAUUUUUUCGUGUGGACCAUGGCCUUAUGUUGAAAUAUUUUGCAGCCUUUGAGGUAUUCUUUGAGGAAAACCUACCAAGGUUAUUUGCACAUUUCAAGAGAAACAAUCUUACCCCAGAUAUUUAUUUAAUUGACUGGAUCUUUACUCUCUACAGCAAAUCUUUCCCUCUGGACCUUGCAUGUCGUGUCUGGGAUGUAUUCUGCCGAGAUGGAGAGGAAUUUCUUUUCAGAACUGCUCUGGGGAUCUUAAAGCAAUAUGAGGAUAUUUUGACCCAAUUGGAUUUUAUCCACAUGGCACAGUUCCUGACCAAACUCCCUGAAGAUAUGUCAUCUGAGGAUCUGUUUGGAGCCAUUGCAACUAUUCAGUUGCAGAGUAGGAAUAAAAAGUGGGCUCAGGUAUUGUCAGCACUGCAGAAAGAUACAAAAGAGGUGGAUAAAGGAAGCCCAGCUCUGAAACGAUGACCUGCAUAUUUGAACGUUUGAAGGCAGUUUGCAGUACAUUAUGUCCGCUGUACUCAAAAAUGCAAAUCAGACUUUGUAAAUUGCAGUACUGGGGUUCUUACUGUGACUUACAACAAUCCAUGAGUUAUCUGAUAUAUUGGCCUUAGCCUUAAAAGAAUACAUUUUACAUAAUUGAAAUCAAGGAUGCAGCCUUAAGAAUAUUGAAUAGCCACAUCUCCUACCUAUCACGUGAUGUUACUUUAGUUGAACAAUUUUAAACUUCAUUAAUGUAGUACAACAGAAGUGCUUACUUCAGUUGUGUUUGAUAAAACUUUAUAUAAAGCAUUUUAAAUGGGUGGCAUAUAAUAUACUGCCAGCAAAGUCACAAAUUUGAUCAACAUGUGAUUUGCAAAGUGCUCAUGUCCACUCUUCCAGAACAUGUAACAAAAUGGGUUCAUAAAUUUGAGAGCAUAGUUCUCCUUUCAGCUCAGUCGCCCUCACUUCAUGUCACUUAUGUCAGGAGAUUUAGGAAAUGUUGAACUUAAACCAUAAGUUAGUCUUUCCAACCGUUUUAUAGCUUUUUAUAGCUGGAAGCAUCUAACUUCAGCUCAGUUUCAAAGAAAUUUUGUACUUCACCAACCCCUGUUUAUAGCAGUUUUUUAAAAAUGGAGAACUGCAUUCCUAGUAAUUUGACCUACAUCUGAUCUCACCUUGAGUUAAAGGAGAAGACAGAACUGUGGCUGCAUCCAUUCAUCAUAAACUGUUUAGAAUCAUACUAAUGAAUCGUUCAAUAAGCUUUACUUUACAUUGAAAUACACUCUCAUUUUGCUGCUUGUGCAAACAAUUACCAGAGUAAUGUUAAACUUAGUGAAUAAUGUAUAAAAAUAUGAUUUUCAGUAGCAAAGCAAGUGUUUCUUUUUGCAGGUCAUGCACACUGUAAUGCAGUUUCUACAUUGGCAUUAUUGUUAUAAAACUUUCAUAUUUCAAUUGUGGCCAGUGCUACAGGAACAUGAUUACAUGUAUAUUCAAAUUGUAUGCACAUUAAUAUUUCUGAUCUUUCCCCUCCACUUCUUUCCAAAUGUGAAGUUUCUCUGUUCUCCUGAAAUUAAUAAUUAGUAUGGGUAGACUUGCAUGGUAGCAUACCCAAGUGCCCCUGGUUCAUUUUGAGCCUAAACAGUGACAGUUGUACGCAUUUCUACAAUGGGGCAUAACUGACAUUCACAGUUGCCCCCUUUGCAUCCAACAUGCAUGUUCCAGCACGAGUCUUUCGAUACUGAGUAUGAGCACAGGCCAGUUUUUUUUUCUCAUCAACCAUUAAAAAAUGAUUUCUGUAUCUUACUGCAAGCCCACCAUCUGUGUGCAGAGAUCAGUUGACUUGCACAAACCAGUGCAACUGUAGAGGCUGUUUAGCAUAAACAAACACUAAGGUACUUCUGAUAAUAAGAUAAGACAUGCAGAAGAAUCUAGCCUAGUACUGGAUUGAAUCCUAAUUCUGUUAAGCUUUGUUGUUUGGUAUUGGAAUUUUUUAGUCCUGAUACAUGUUGGGAUGAGUUCUGAAUUAGUGCUAAUGUGCAAUAUGUUCAUCAGGACAGUCGCUGAUUAAUACUAUGUCCAGUAACAUCCUGACCUGUGAGCUCUCACCAAAAGUUUAAACUGGCAAAGUCAAAUUGCGUGGCUAGAUUUUAUGUUCUAUGCUCACAGGGGUUAAAGAGGUCGACUUUUGCGAAAAUACUUCCCAAAGUAUUACAUUCCCAAUUAAACUCAAACACUGCUCAUUUUUCACCUUUACAAGGCUUUAUGAUUAACGUACAAUCAAAGGGUAUGUGUGUUUAAAUUUGCCAUCUCUAUUUGCACAUCUGAAGACAUGAGAACUUCGGGUUUAUGAACAAAAAGAUGUGAUGACCUCUUGAGUCUCAGUGUCAGUUUGGUUUUUGUACAUGUGAUCUGAAAUUUCCUUUUGAGGAAAAUAGAUGGCUUCACUAUCACCUGUCUUGUAAACUGCUUCACACUUUGAUCGUUAUGCAGACUCCUCAGUGAAUUGAUCUGUUGUAGGACUUAAAUCAGCAGAGACACCAAAUUGUUGGUAUAUCUGGAAACCUUGUUUGUAACCAAAUGCAACAAGAGAUUCUAUAUUUUCCAGGUUUAAAAAUCUGAAUUCAAUGAAUCAAAAACAUGUAAUGUUACACACAGUUUAGGAAUAUGUUUUAAUUUGGGUAAUAUGCAAAAUUAACAGGUCAAUUUAACGAUUAUUUAUCUGGGUUAUGCAAAACUUUGUCACCAAAAGUGGAGGUACAGUACAGUAAAGAGGUACAGUACCGUGCACAGGACCACUAUCUCAAGGAGGAAAUAGCUAUAAACUAAACCUCUCCUUUCCCACUGACUGCUGUAGGAGAUGGUGAAUAGUUGGAUAUCGAAGGCCUGUUAGCAGAAAGUGGCUUAUUUGCACUUGUGUAACACAAUACCUUAUAUGUUUGUAUAACUGGUAUUUGUGAAGCUACUUUUUUCCCCAGUUGUUUGUGUGCAGUACUUUUACCAUUUAGUGCUUUGUAUAGAUGUCAUCACACAAUGAAAAAUUAUUGUGGUAGUGUGAAGAGUUAAAUGCUGCAAUAAUUAAAUAUUUGCACAGUUUCUUUUGAGAGAAUUCAUCAUGAAAUAUCCCUCAUCUGGAGUGUAGUUGAGAACUUUUACUUUGAUUAGAUUUGAGGUACUUAGUGACAAGCAAUGCAAUUACGAUGUAUAUAUAAGUCUCAAUCAAAUUAGAUUUUUUCAAGUUGUACAGAUUGAAAUGUUUAAAGACUGUGUUUAUAUCUAUUUUGGAGGACCAUGCACAGUACCCUUUCAUUUUAACUGCAGUGUGAUUUGUUUCUUACAUUUGAUUUUUUUUUUUGAGACGGGUAACACUCCUAUUUUCUGGAUUUUGCAAAGUUUCUGCUGUUUUGCCACUGGAAGUGAUUUUCACACAUUUUAAAUGUGCUUCAUUAAUUGUACAAUCAUUAGAAUGUAAUUGACAGUUUCAACAUUAUGAACUAACAUUUUAAAAAGCACGCCUGUAGUUUUAAUAAUGGUACAUACUCUAUUAAUCCUUGCAGUAUGUUUGGCUGUAAAUGCUUUAAACUGAGCAAACUGGGAAGUGUUUACUCAGCUGAUGUGAAAGGAACUAUACUAAGUACAGAAUAUAAGACUUUCCUUCAAAUGUAAAUAAGAUGUUUUCCUAAAAGAAAUAACUCUGAAUAAAGACAGACUGAUAGUGAAA